Protopolystoma xenopodis is the source of this 1824-nucleotide messenger RNA. The record is from the annotation of a GenBank genome assembly. Lineage: Eukaryota; Metazoa; Platyhelminthes; Monogenea; Polystomatidea; Polystomatidae.
AUGGGAGUACAAUCAAAUGCAGGAAGCGAAAACUCCUGCCAUUUUCUAAGCAUUGUAUCACCGGGUUCUGCUGCGCCCAGUCAGGCUGCCUCCAACUUCAAAAUUGGUGCCAUUUUUCUCAAAUCUAAUACACUAGCCACUUCAAAUAAUUUGCAUAAACACAAGCAAAGGCAACAGCGACCUCAGCACUCACAUUUGCACAGAUUCCUAAAGUUUUUGCCGGGGUACCGAAGACGAACCAGGCAGUCCUGCAGCCAAGCUGACGUCCCUCUGAACGAUGAUCUGAACAAAAUUCUAGAUUCGUUAGACGCAGAGGCGAUAUCAGCACUAAGAGCUGUGGAUAUACAAGCUCCUCAAAAAUCCCCUCUAGCAUCGGCGGAAAUGGCCAUGUUAGCAGGACAGUCAAGUUUAUACAGUAUUGAAGCUCAGGGUGAGCGCGAAGAUGCUGAUCCCAAUCAGAAUCGAGAUAUUCACCAAAAGGGGCUAGAAAAACGAAUGGAGGCGCUAGAAUUACAUGCUAACUCUAGCGCAACAGCAAGUGGCCUUUCGUCGACAUCGUCAGUGGCUUCGUCUGCUGGACCUCCUGAGGGCAAAAAUCCAAAUAAUUCCCGUCAAGACUUGGCACGGACUCAGACUGAAAGAGAAUCCGUUAUAGUAGCGUUAAUUGACCAUCAAAGUCUGAAUAACUCCAUCUCAGGUACUCCAAAGCUUGGAGUAAGUUGUCUUUCAGAAAACGAUCCCGGUGUGUUCGCCCCAUCAAAGGUUUAUUCAGAUGAUCACUUCAGAGCAGGGCUUUUAUGGGAAGCAUGCACAAAGGAAAAGGUUGUAUAUUGUAUGCAGCCAAGUCUUAUUGCGGCAGUGGAGAUCUGUGAACAAAGACUCGAACGCCUAAACAAUCGUCUGACGCGACUCAGAAUCUAUGAUUCAUCUAAUGCAAAUACAACUGUAGCCACCAAAUGCAAUAAUUGUAUCCGCCAUCCUGUUCAUAUGUCUAAGGCUUCCAUUGUAUCACCAAUCGUUCCUCCAAGCCAUCUCUCGGGUUCUCAAGAUGAUUUGCCCAAAGUGCCUUAUGAGCCAUCUUACUGCCUUUCUGAAUGCAAUACAGCUGCUUCAGUAAGGACACCCACUCUGACCAACAGCAAGGCAAUCACGACUGUUGGAAGUUCUUCAGAGCCACUUAGCCAGACAAAGCUUGAUGUUUGGCAAACCGCAGGCCUCAGCAACAGCGACCAGCAGGCUAAACUGCUUGAGAACCGUAUGCCUUAUUUUAUGGGCAACGCUCCUGUUCUCCCCAAAGACGAGUUAUCUAGUAUUUCAAUCUCUUGCCCUCCUUUAUCUUCCUUCCAUUCAAGUGUUGACACUUCACACUCUAGCAGAGCUGCCCUUGAAACCUCAUGCCCACUCUCUUCUGCCGAUGGUUGCUCUUUAGUCGACCCUGCUCCAUCUACCUCGAAGGCGACAAUUUCCGAAUGCAGAAAAACUUUUGUUCAGCUCGCUGACAAUGAAAAUGCACUCAAAACCACGCUUAAGCUACCCACUGGUGCUACUUAUUCAACCAUCAUUCCUAGUUCACUUGGUGCACCAGUGCCUUUAAAGUUAGGCGAGCACCUGGAAGGCCAAUCAGAUGUAGUGAUUGAGGAGAAAUGUGCUACCACUAGUCCCGAUAAACUUUUUGGAAUUGCCGGCUAUUCGAUAUGUAGACGAUUAUCUGGAGUUGGCGAUCUUCAAAAUAAUGCGACUCUCGAACGAUUGGAUGAUCUUAGACACCGUCUAGACAACCUACGUUGGCAACUAGAGGUAGGCCUUACCAAGUUCUUUCUAUGA